AUGUAAAAUAAAAAACUAAAGUGGAAAUCUGAUUUCGAAAAAUCUGUGAUUAUUGAGAACUUUGUGAAUCGAGGGUGGAUUAAAUCAUAAGACAAAGAGGAGGAUUCUUCAGAUUGGAAUGUAUAUUGGGCGACUGUCUGGAAUGUGAGGAAUAUCUUCAAUCCAAAAAGUGGAUUUAGAUUGAAUGAUUAAUAAAUCAUAAAUCAUUUUCCAAAUCAUUAUGAACUAACAAGAAAAGAUUGCAUGGUUAAAAAUUUGAAGCGUUUUAAGAGGGAAUAGGAUAAAGAGACUUAUGAAUAAUAAGGGUGGAAUUUCGAUUUUUUACCAACCACAUAUGUUUUUCCAGGAGAGUAUUCCCUCUUUGUAGAAGAAUUUCAUCGAUGUCCAAAUUAAACAUGGAUUGUUAAACCAGCAGCAAGGAGUCAAGGAAAAGGAAUAUUCUUACUAAGAAAGAUUCAAUAAUUAAAGAAAAUUGCAGGAACCACAGUAACAAACAAUAUGACAUAACUUAAUCUUGCAUCUAAAGAAAAUUAUGUUGUUUCUAAAUACAUUGAUAAUCCACUCUUAAUUGGUGGCAAAAAGUUUGAUUUAAGAAUGUAUGUUUUAGUUACUAAUUAUAAACCACUAAAAGUAUGGAUCUACAACAAAGGAUUCGGGAGAUUUUGCAAUGAAUAAUAUACAACUGAUGUAGCUGAAAUUGAGAAUAUGUUUGUUCAUUUGACUAAUGUGGCCAUUUAAUAAUAUAGUGAUAAAUAUUCCCAAAAACAUGGUGGUAAAUACUCAAUAGAUGCACUCAAAUUUUAUGUUGAGUCAGCUUAUGGUACGGAAGCAUUCUAGAAAAUGAUGGAUGACAUUCACAGUAUUAUGUUGACAUCCUUGAAGUCAGUAUAAGCUGUAAUUCAGAAUGACAAACAUUGUUUUGAAAUGUAUGGUUAUGACAUCUUACUCGAUGCCAAUUUGAAGCCUUGGUUGAUUGAAAUUAAUGCUAGUCCCUCAUUGACUACAACAACUCCAGUAGACAAGAAUUUAAAAUUGAAUCUAAUUAAUGAUGUUUAUAAUAUUGUACUCCCAAAUGAUGAUUUUCCAGAUAAUGAAUAGAAAUAACAACAAAUAACCAAAGUAGGUGGUUUCAGCGUGUUAUAUGAUGAGAGUCUGGAUUUAAUGAAUCGUAAAGCUUAGAAAAGACAAAGUGUUAAAAUAUGGAAAUGAGCAUAUAUUUUCUAUAUUUAUACUAUUCUUUUUGUGCCAAAUAUUAUA
Paramecium tetraurelia is the source of this 1257-nucleotide messenger RNA. RefSeq lists its product as uncharacterized. The transcript has 4 exons. Gene Ontology annotation, molecular function: tubulin-glutamic acid ligase activity; tubulin binding; ATP binding. The record is from RefSeq and is a predicted model, not a curated record. Gene Ontology annotation, biological process: protein polyglutamylation; microtubule cytoskeleton organization. Gene Ontology annotation, cellular component: cilium. Lineage: Eukaryota; Ciliophora; Oligohymenophorea; Peniculida; Parameciidae.